Molecule: messenger RNA, 6855 nt
Organism: Dendronephthya gigantea
Lineage: Eukaryota; Metazoa; Cnidaria; Anthozoa; Malacalcyonacea; Nephtheidae
Product: titin homolog
Exons: 28
Coding region: 8-6673 (2221 amino acids)
Biological process (GO): protein secretion; vesicle cargo loading; endoplasmic reticulum to Golgi vesicle-mediated transport
Cellular component (GO): endoplasmic reticulum membrane; endoplasmic reticulum exit site
Molecular function (GO): protein binding
Source: RefSeq, a predicted model, not a curated record
UGAAAACAUGGCAGUAAGCCACGUACUGAUUCAAAUCUUACAGAUAUAUAUUGUAUUUUUUAAUAAAUUUUAUGGCAUUUCUUCCAUGAAAUGCGCUGACAUAAACUGCAAAGCUCCAAUAUCAGUGGCUACUGCAGUUGAUGACUAUGAAUCUACAGAUGAAAAUUAUAUAAGUUUUAAGAAAGGAGAUAAGAUUUUCAUAUUUAGUAAAUAUGUUGAAGUAGAUAAUUCUAUUUGGAAAGGAAGUUUGAAUGGUGCUUCUCCAGGGCUUCUCAGACGGGAUCUGCUCAGAGAGAGUAAAAUACUAAUUGGUGAUGAUAAAUUGGUUGAAUUAGCAUCCAAUAAUUUGGUUGAAUCAGCAUCCAAUAAAUUGGUUGAAUUAGCAUCCGAUAAUAAGGUAAAUCUACAUGGGAAACAGCCUGUGGCAUCCCAGCAACCAUCAGAUGAAUUAGGAAGGCAAAACGCAGAUGAGCAAUCGCAAGACAGUCUCAAAUCACCAGUUAAUGAUGCAAACAAUGAGGAUACUAACAAAGUAGCUAGCAAGGCUACAGAAAAUGAAAGGACAGCCCAAUUCCCUGCUGAAAUAUUGGAAGGUGGAAGUUCACACUUAAAAAGCCUGGAUGAUGAUCCAAAUGGAAAUCAGGAUCUGGAUAAUGAGAACAAUGAUCAGCAAAUUGUUGGAGAGGCUAGUGACACAGAUGGCACUGAUGGAGUGCCCAGAAGGGAGGUUUAUACUAAUCCAGAUGGGGUGCAAUAUGAUGUGAAAAUAGAAUAUAUGGAUCCGUCAAAUGAAAAAAGUUAUGUGGAAGUUGUUGACGUAACCAAAGAAGAGCAGUCCCAUGUGCUGGAUAAUGUUAAUGAAGAAAACCAAGGACAAGGACGUGAUGAUGGUGAAUCCACUGGGAAGGAAAAAACGGGAUUCUUAAGCAGCGUCAGGCAUCUUGUAUCUGAUUUUGCAGAUAAUAUUGUCAAAGAUUUCCAGGGAGAAGAGAAUAAAAAUGAUAAAGAAAUCAAUGUAGAACAAGGUGAACACAAAGAAAAUCUAGAAAGCAAACAAACUUUGGGCAAGCCUGAAAUGAAAGAGGACACUCCACCAGGCAGCACCGAUGAUGAACUAAACAAGAAGCCAUCAGAGUUCAAAGGAUUUCAGUCAAAGUUUGAGCAGAUGAAGGCAGCACGUCUGGAAAGAAUGAAGGAAAGUAUGGCUGCUGAUGAUACAAGCAUUCCAAGGGCAGAAGACGAGGAGGAGGUGUUAAGAAAACAAGCGAAGAAAACCGUUGAAGAUAUUCCUGGAUUGAUUAAAGAAAGCAAGGAAGAAUUGGAAGAUAAAGUGGCUGGCGAUAAGUUAAAAGACAAGGAAACGACUGCUGGGAAAAAAGUUGGUGAAUCUGAAAGUCAAGAACCACCUAGUAAAAGUUACUCAGAUAAAGUAUUGUGUAGUUCUGUGGCUAUUAAUGACCGCGAGGUCUGCAUGGAAAGUGGGAGUAAGGAACAAUGUUUACAGGAUAACUGUUGUUUUGAUGAGACUGCUGCACCUGGAAAACAAUGUUUUUUCAAACCAAGUGCCCCAGAGUCUGGUUUCACCGAUGAAGAAUUACAAAAGUUCAAAGAGAAAGAAAAACCUGAAGCUGAAAAAGAAUCAACGGCUCAAACUGAUGGAAACACUUCAAAAAGCAGCGAGGUUAAGACUUCGACCAUUUCUGAAGAAGACAACAAGGAGAUUUCUGGGGAGGCAAAUGAAGGUGAUAGUGGAACAGACAAUACGAAGAAAUUGGCUGGUGAUGACCAAGGUGGUGAUGGAGAUGAAGACGUUGCUAAGAAUACAGAAACAGAACCCGAGCAGGAAACUGAGAGGGAAGUUGAGAGGGAAGUUAAACAGCCUCUAGCAGGAAAUGAUGAUGGACAGACUGAAGGAAGCGACGUUGAUAAUGGACAUGAGGACGGAGAUAAAGUAGCCCCGACUAAUGUCAAGAAAGUUGUAACCGAGAAAGAGGAACGGUCAGAAACCGAUGAUACCUCGACUAAGAACAAUUUGAAGACUGUGUCACAUAGCGAAGACGAUAGUUCCAACAAGGAUAAGGCUAAUGUAGAUGCGAAAGAAUCCUCGGAUGCCAGUGCUGAACCAUCAGUCCGUCAUGGAAAAGUAUCGGUCAAUGAUGCAGGUACACACAAUGAAAGACGAGAAAGUUUACAAAAGAGUAUGGCUAAUGAUGAAGAUACGGCAAGUGUGAGGUCAGCUCAUGAUUCGGGAAAGGACUUAAGUUCAUCUCAAGAUGCGAAUGGUGAAGGGGAUCAAGAUGACCAAGAAGUUAAACAUGAUGAAGGACUGAAAGAGGUGGUUCAGGAUAGAAAAGAGGAUGCCAGUGAAAUGGAGAAGGAAAUGAAGGAUGAUAUUGAUGAGAAAGAUGACAUGGAAAAGGAAGUAGUGAAAGAUGAAACUGGAGUAGAAGAAGAAGAUGGUGCUGAAGUUGAAGCGGAGGAUUCUAUGGAGGAGGAAGAUGAGGAGGAACCCGGAGAAGAAGUUGAUGAAGAUGUGAGUGAAGGUGGAGAGCCUGUGAAACCGAAAGAAAAUUUUGAAGUGAAAAGUUCAUUGAACAAAAAAGAAGAUGAGACUGAAGACAAAAUUCGAGUUGAUAAAGAGGAAGAUGCGAGUGAAGGAGGAGAGUCUGUGAAACCUAAAGAUCUUGAAGUGGAAAACUCAUUAGGGGAAAAGGAAGACAAAACUGAUGUUGAUAAAACUGGAGAUGGUGUUGAUAGUGCUGAUGAUACCAACUUAAAGGAAGACCAAGAAGAAAAAGAAAGUAUUACACAUCAAGUGAAAGAAGAGGGAAGCCAUGAGGAGGCUGACAGCCAUGAAAACAAAGAUAAACAACAAGAAACUGGGACUCCGCAACAAGACGGAGAUCUUGGGGCUAAUACUGCUGAUUCGCAAAACAAUCUGACAAAUACCGGUGCUUCUUCGCCGGACGAAAAGUCUGAACAAGAUGAGGAAGACUUACACAAGCAGAGUGUUGGUGAAAAGGCAGAACAUCGUCCUGAUGCCGAAGGAAUCUUUGCUUCAAUAAGAAAUCUCCUGCCUGGUGGUGGUUCGAAAGAUGAUACCGAAUCUGAAGAAAAAACCACAUGUGAUGCGUCGACUCUUGAUAAGGCUAAAGAUUCAGACAAGGAGAGUGAUGGGAAGAUUAGCCCAGAAAAUGAAGAGGAUGAUAAGACUGGAGAACACGAUUUGAAAAAAGAUGUUGAAGAACAGAUUGACAAAGACACCCAAUUUGAUGUUGAAAAAAUUUUCGCUGGUGUCGAAACGCUUCUACCUCGUGCUGAUACAGAGAAGGACGAACAAGAUGAAAGUUCGGAGGAUGGAAAAGACAAGAAGGAAGAUGAAACUCGGGUGAAUUCCGAGUCGCUUCAGAUGGAUAAUAAAACAAAACCAACUAUAGCAAGUGAUGACUCCAGUAUCAAGGCUUCCGGUGAAGGUCAGGAUGAGGGAAAAACAUCUGAACCAAGGUUGGUGAAAAGUUUGAAAGACGUUCCCGAUGAUGAGUCUUCAGUCGUGAAGGAUACUGGGUCUGAUACCGAUGUUCCUUCGACUCGUGUUGUUACUGAAGAGAAAACAGCAGACUCGGGAUCAACUCUCUUCCAAAACAACACCGGAACAAAAGUGUCUCUGGAAAAGACAACGACAAGUACAGUUGAGACGACAACUGAAAUAAGAGAGACAGACAAGGAAGAUGAGGGUUCGAAAGCUGAGAGUAAAGAAGGGAAUGAAGGUGCGACGGUGGGGAAUAAUGAGACGACAGUUGAGGGGAAAGUGGUGAGUAGUGGGGUCGAAGAAAUAAGAUCCGAACCUGAUGUUAUCCCUACCAAAACGACCCCUGUUGAAACGCCUGGGACGAUGGCCACAGGACAUAAAGCGUUUGAAAAGAAAUUUCCAAAUAUUGCCUCAAAAUGGAUGAAAAAUAAACUGGCGAAAGGAAAGCGAAUGGCGGGGAAAGGUACAGAAGACGAAGGAUCCGGGGAUAGGAAGAUCGACGGAAACCUGGACCCUGGUAAGGUGGAAGAUAUCCAGGAGCCCGAAACAAAAGAUAAUAAAGACCUGCAUUCUGGUACCUGUUCCAAAGAUGGAACCUGUGAUGGAACUGAUACUUUUUCCUCGAGUAUACAUCGAUCUAUUUUAGAAAAUGACGGCGAGGAUGAUGCAAUUUUCGAACCAGGUCCUCCUCCGGAUGAUGUGCCGGAGGGAAAAAGUGUAAAGACGCGUUUCCUAGAAACGUUGGGUGUCGCUGUAAGAAAGUUCAAAGAAUACCACACGAUUGUUGCAGGGUACGGCUUACAGAUGAUGAAACCACUCAAGAAUAUUGUGAAGUCUCUUGGAGAACAGAUAGGUUUAGGAGAGACUAUAGAACACGUGGAACAUGAAUUGAAACACGGUCCACAGGGUGUAGUUGCCCUGACUUUUAUCAUGAUUGCAAUCACUACAUACUUCAUGUUCAGUGUUUUGUGUGGAAGCAAGGUACCGCCCGCCUAUGGACCCAAUCUAAAAGAUGUUUUUAAGACGUACGAAGGAAGAAUUCGUAUUCUUGAGGAAGAGUGCUCGGGGUACGAGGAAAGAAUCGAGAAUUUAAAUAAAAAAGCCAAUGACGAUUGCGAAAAUAGCUCUGAACUUCAGAAGCAUCUUGAUGAUGAAAAACAUGAACGAAAUAAAGCUGAAGAGCAGAUUGCAAUUUUAAAGGAAAUUGUCCAAAAUAUGAAAGAAAAAGUCGAACUGUUGGAGGAGGAAUCUUCAAAGUUGAAACAAUCGUUGGUUCAAAAGACUGAACGCAUUGAUGCCAUGGAAGAAGAGCUUUCUGUGAAGUCACAAGAGAAUGAAACGGCUGGAGAAAAUAUCAAAGUUUUGGAAGAGCAAUUGAAAGAAAAAGACGAGGAGAAAGUUGUUUUAAACGACAAUAUCGAGGAUUAUAAACAGCAAUUAUCUAAGGCCGAAGAUGACACGGACAGGCACAAGACUAUGUUGCAGGACUGGAAUGACAGAUAUCAUGAACUGCAGCAAAAAUACGACGACGUGUCUGUAAACAACCAGACGCUGCAGGAACAAAUUCAUUUCAAAGACAACGAAAUUGAGGUUCUCCGUGACUCGUUGAUUCAGAUAAACGGCAAUAUUCAUGUAAACUCUGAUGAAGAAUUAUCUCAGGAAGAAAUGCAAGAGGCAAGAUCAGAGAAAUUUAAAGAGUUAAUGGAUGUCUCACAGAUCAGAACGGAUUACAAACUUUGCAAGGAGGAAAAAGAAAAAUUGGAAGACGAUGUUAAGGCAGAAGUUGACAAAAGAGAAAAGUUAGAAGGUGAAGUAGAACAACUUGAGAUCGAUCUGGCCAAGUCCAAAGCAUCGGAGGAGGAGAUCAGAUUUAAAUAUCGUGAGGCAGAUAUAAAGCUGAAUGCACUACAGGACUACUUCAAGAAUAUGGAAAGCGAUCUACACAGGAAGUUGACUGCAGAAGAAGCCGCAAGAUUGGCAAGUGAAUCGGAACUUGAAAGAAAGCUUCGUGAAGCAUCGACCGCAGUUCAAGAUGUUGAACUUUACAGAAAACAAGUGGACGAGUUGAGAAAAGAAAUCGAUGAAACUCAACAGGCGUUCAGAUCACAGAUUUCGUCUACUGAGGAAAGAGCUCAUGAAAACUGGCUGAAGUUCCGAACGGCAGAAAGAGAGUUGGAGGAAAUAAAACGUGAGAGAGAUGCUUUAAGAAGAAGAUUGUAUGAUGUGGAAACUAGCUCCAAAGCCACAACUCCUUUGGAAGAAUCUUCGUCAUUGCCUGGAACUGAAACUCAGGAAUCGCCACGUCCUGAGUCACCCGCAACAAGUGUGCGCUCUUCGAAGAGAAAAAACUCCAACCCUCGAAAAAGCCCGUCAGGAUCGCCUUUGGAGGAGCGAAAGGACCGCGUUCGCCGUAAGACUCGAGACAGGAAUUCGCCGCUAUCUUGGAAUCCAGACGUGGGACCUCCCCCCAGGCGGCGUGACAAAGAUAGGGAAACGCCCCCACCUCCUCCUCUGUGGGACCCUAAUAUGGGCCCACGCCGCAGGGGGCAACGAGAUUCACCUGGUAUGGAUGCUGAGCGUAGGCAGAGGGACAGAUAUACACCUUCCCCACCGCCGCCUCCUGACGCAGUGAUUCAAUCCUCGAGAAGAAGACGAAGGGAUAGGCCUACACCUUCAUCAUCCCCACCACCACCACCACCUCCUGGUCACAUGUUAUCGCCAAGAGGUAUGGGACCACCUACAGAAAGACCACCACCGAAUAUCCCAAUGAGAGGUGGACCUCCACGUAUGAUUUCGCAACCCGUUGGAGGUGGAAUGAGGGGACCUCUGGAAAACACACCUCCCUCGGGUUACGCGAGAGGUGGGGGGCAAGGCGGGCCUAUGGCUACAGGGAUGCAAAGAAAACCACCAAACACAGGGAUUUCACCAGGGGCAGCAGUUCCUCCCACCAAAAUUUCACCUCUACGAGGCGUACAGCCCCAAGGGAUUAGCCCCAAUGAGCAAUCGACACAGUUUGUUAAUAAUAGUUUACAGAACAUUUCUCCGCGCGGGGACUCGGAACAACCUCCACCACCGCCAUUGUUUGCUAGUAAUGGACCCUACCCAAGACCCCCACCUAGGAAGAUACAAACGCAGCCUUCGUGAUGGCAAUUCAAUAUGUCCGUCGAGGGACGGAAUAAUAAUAAUAGGAAUGGCAUGGAAACAUGAAGAAUAAAACGGUGAUAGAUUGGCUAUAAGAUAUUAUAAUAGAUAGAGACAAUAUCAAUGAAUACAGACUGUUUAUAACUUUAUAUGUACAAAUUGGUGUGCAAUAAAACCAACCUUGU